Herpailurus yagouaroundi (jaguarundi) is the source of this 2014-nucleotide messenger RNA. RefSeq names its product uroplakin-3b-like protein 1. Lineage: Eukaryota; Metazoa; Chordata; Mammalia; Carnivora; Felidae. The record is from RefSeq and is a predicted model, not a curated record. Gene Ontology annotation, biological process: response to oxidative stress. Bases 998 to 1831 code for a protein of 277 amino acids. Gene Ontology annotation, cellular component: membrane. Gene Ontology annotation, molecular function: peroxidase activity; heme binding. The transcript has 11 exons.
AAGCCCCAAGAAUCGCGUGUUCUAAUGACUGAGCCAGCCAGGCACCCUGAUGAUGCUUGUUUUUUUUUUUGUUUUGUUUUGUUUUUUGAUGAUGCUUAAGCACCCUGAUCUGUGGCUUUUUGCUGUGGCCGCCGAGUAGGCUAAUCCACCCACCAUUACAGCAGAGUGGGCAGGAGUAGUCACGGAGCUGGAGCGCAAGGAGUAGGGGUCAGGGGGAGACGUUUAACGUCCAGCCAACAGGUGUCCGAUGCUAUCACUAGACCAGGGAAGUGGUGAGCUGCCUGUCUCGAGGGAUGAACCAGCAGAACUGGAAGGGGCUGGAUCACUGUGCCGUGGAAAGAUUAAGGAUCACGGUGGGCUCAAUGAACCGUGGGCGUCUGUCCCCCUUGGGAUUAGCACCGCUGGGUCUCUGUCAGCAUUUGGGACUCACUGGAGCUGGGGACAUCUGGACCAGGAAGAGGGGAUCCAACAGAGAAGCUGGCCUCUACCCAGAAGCCACAACAUUCUAGUUGUCAGACUGAUGCUGUAAAACAAGAUGGUAACCGCUGGCCACCUGGCCAGAUCCAUGGAACAGGGAGGUGGCCAUAUUAGCAGUCAAAAUAAUUACUGAGCAUAGAUAUUGUGCUGGACCCUGGGCUCAGCAAUGGGGACACAGUGGGGGAACCAAACAGACCCAAUCACUGCACUCCAGGAGUCACUGUUAACGAAGAGAAGAAGCAUUCGUCAAAUAACGUGACACACUGCUGGGAGCUGCUUCCCCUGGUGAUAUCCAGUUGUGCCCGAGUGGGGGCCGGCCAUCAGCUCACCAACCAACAUCAGAGAGCAUCCCCCAGCCUGGCUGAGCCUGUCACCUGCAGCAGCCCCACGAUGAAUCUUGCAGGACUGGGGAGAACCCCUGGAGGCCGAAAGGGGCUUGUUAUGAAAAACAAAAACACUAUUUUUGUCUUUACUACUGUGGCGCACUUUGAGGGAACAAAGAUACCCCUUUAGGGGCCUCAUGCCAGGUACCGGACCACAGUAUAUCUCACGGCAGACACAGAGGAGCUGUGGAGAUGAGUCGAUGAGCAGGAACGUGUCUUCAGAAAGAAGCGAGCUCUCCACCUGUUGUGAUGUUCGCUCUCAACGCCUUCCAAAGGUAGAGGAGAAAAAAAAGCGCAUCAGCUACGUGCCCCAGCUCUCCAGCCCCACCCUGGCAGGGACACUCACCCAGUCUACCUUCACGCUGGAGCAGCCAAGGGGCCAGUUCGGUCGCCUCAACAUCUCCGACUUGGACACCAUCUGGCUGGUGGUGGCCCACAGCAACGCCACCCAGAACUUCGCUGCCCCACAGAGGGUGGAGGACAUCCCAGUCCCGGCUGACUUCAGCCAGAGGGGCUACUAUCUCACGCUGAUGGCCAACCGGUUGCUCUACCCGGGCAACCAGCCUGGCAACCAGCUCCGGGUCCUACGCGUUGGCAAUGAUACCCGCUGCUCCCCUAAGACCAGAGGCUGUAACCACCCCCUGCCGGGCCCGGGCCCCUAUCGAGUGAAGUUCCUGGUGAUGAGUGACAGGGGACCUGUGGCUGAGACAGAAUGGUCCAGCGAGACCCGCCUGCAGCAAGCCAAGGCACUACAGGCUGUCCCAGGACCCCAAAGCGCGGGCACCGUGGUCAUCAUUGCCAUUUUGUCGGUCUUGCUGGCUGUCCUUUUCACUGCCCUCCCUGCUCUGCUUAUCUACACCUGUCAUGACACUUGCAGGAGCGCUCCCAUUUCGGGCCCAGAGCAGUCGACUUGCGUGAGAAGAUACAACACCCACCACGUGACUGACCCCCCCGCCGUGGGGGCCUCAUGAGGGGUCCGCACCUGCCCCUUGGCCUCCUCCCUGGUCCAGGCUGCAGAUCCCGGGCUGGGAGCAUGCCCGGAAGCUUCUGGAGCCCUGGAAGAGAGUGUUUCCAAGUGAGGGUGAGGGGAGAGUGUCCUUAGCCCAAAAUUAGGCCUGUCCCUGUCAGAAAUAAAUGUCCCCAGCAGCCCUGCA